ACACAAUCAGACCGGUACUUUCGACCAAGACAAAGCGAUGUCAAAGAACGAGAAUAAUCACACGGUCCUCUUUGCGGUGGCGGCCACGGCGGCGACGGCUGGAGCUCUGGCUGGCCCCUUGUCCUCCAUGGUCCAUCGCGCUUACAAACGGCAUCGACACAGGAAACACACGCACUUCACCCUCGGGUCGUGGCGAGCACGGGAAUACGGACAGGCUGUGCGUUACUUGCUUGCGUACCUGGAGCUACCCUGGAAGGACCGAUUCUUCGACAUGGGCCCGGGACCCGACUACCACCAGUUGGCGUGGGUGGACGCGAAAGACGAGGCCGCCCACGACAAGGCGGUGGUCCCCUUCAGCGCGCAGGGCUUGACGACUUACCUGGUGGUGGAAGAACGUGGCUGGUGUCAGAUGGGGAGGGAGGGAAAGAGAAAGGGAGUGAAACACGCCAGGACGAUCAUGCGCUACUUGGGUCGCCAGUACGGAUUGAUCGGGCGGAAUGUGAAAGAGAUGGAAGCUGUCGAUCUGCUGCUGGAUGAAUUGCAGGAUUUCACCCUUGCCCUCCACCGGCUUGUACAUAAUCCCUCGUACGCUAGGGAGAAGGAACGUUUCUUCACCACCGCCCUGGCGUCCCGCCUCGGUGGCUUCGAAGACUGGCUCCUGAACGAGAAGAAGACGCACAAGAAGAGCUCGCCCACAGGUAUGACCUUCUGUCCCAAGCCCGGACGCUCUAUCCCCCGGCGCUCUCCUCGCACCGGGAGCUCCAAGACUUUACCUAUCGAUUCGAAGCACUCCCGUCUAUCGCUCAGUACUUAGGCUCAGAAGCUUGCCAGCUCUUGCCCCUCUUU
This is a messenger RNA of Nannochloropsis gaditana CCMP526, 846 nucleotides long. It is a transcript of the gene GST, whose product is annotated as glutathione S-transferase. The transcript is spliced from 7 exons. The record is from RefSeq and is a predicted model, not a curated record. Bases 38 to 814 code for a protein of 258 amino acids.